UUUUUUGGUCAGAUGCGUAUCGUCAGUUUAGUAUCGCAGGCGAAUCGAAUGUUUGAAAACGAUUCGAAAAACGUCCACCACACGAGUUAUAAUGGCAAUCAUAAUAUUUAUGGCAAAUGAUUUUGUUGGACCACAAAAUGCAUGUAUUGGUUUAGCACAAUCAUUACGUCAACAUGGUCAUCGAACGUAUUUUUGUUUACGAAAAGAAUUUUUCCCCAGAUUUUUAUCCAAUGGUUUUGAUGAACAAGAUUUAUUGGAAUUGAAAUUGGCAACGUCAACAACAACGGCGGCUCAGAAUAAUGACAACAAAAAAAGUCUUGAAUAUUUGAUUGAAAAAAUUCGUGAAUUUGGUUUUGUAACUGAUUUAACACCAUUGGAAAAAGUAAGGCGAAUCAAACAAGUAAAUCUGGUUAGAACAACAUUCGAAGAACCGCUUGAACAAUUGGAUGGACAAUUGAAAAAUUAUCUGGAACAAAUCCAUCCGGAUUUAAUUAUCUAUGAUGGUGAAGUUAUUCCACCGGCGAUUCUUUAUUGGCCAAAUUGUCCAUGGAUUUAUCUAUUCUGUAGUAAUCCAAUCGGGUUAUUUGAUUCAGAUCGUUUGCCACCAUUUCUAUCUGAUUUUCAUACAUUGAAAAAUGUCAACCACGAUGGCGAUGAUCAGCAACCAAAAUGUUGGCAAGAAUUUCGUUCAAUAUUGGAUGAAUGUUAUUAUAGUUUAGUACGACAAGCACAAUCCAGAUUAUGUCGAAAAUUAUCAUAUCCAGAUCCCAAUGAUAAUGGAUGGAUGAAAAAAUAUCGAUUUUUUAUUCAAUCACCAUAUCUAAAUCUUUAUCAAUAUCCUCGAGAAUUAGAUUAUAUCGAUUGUAUCGAUAUAUCGAUCGAACGUUAUUAUCGUGUUGAUUCAUUUUGUCGUCAUUCGAAAUUUUUCAAUGAUGAUAAUGACAGCGAACAACAACAAUUAUUAUUGGAAAAGAUAAUCAAAAAACAACAACAAAAUGGUUCGGGUAAAUUAAUCUAUUUAUCAUUAGGUUCAAUGGGUUCUUGUAACCUCGAUCUAAUGCAACGUUUAAUUGGGAUUUUAUCGAAAACCAAACAUACUUAUCUAAUAUCAACUGGUAUGGUUAAUGAUCAAUUAAAACUUGAUUCAAAUAUGUUUGGACAAUCAUAUCUACCACAAAUUUGGUUAUUUUCUAAACUGAAUAUUGAUUUAGCCAUUAUACAUGGUGGUAAUAAUUCAUUAUGUGAAACAUUCGAAUAUGGUAUACCAUGUUUAAUAAUGCCAUUAUUUUAUGAUCAAUUUCUGAAUGCACGUCGUGUGGAAGAAAAACAACUUGGCCGAUCAAUUGAUCCAUUCAAUUUUGAUGAUAAUCAACUUAUCAAUUUGAUCGAUCAAAUGCUCAAUGAUGAUCGAUUAAACAAGAAAAUGAAAAUUAUUAGUCAAAGAAUUCAACAAGAAGAUAGUAAAUCUAAAUGUUGUAAACGUUUGGAAGAAAUUAUCGAACGAUUCAAACAAAACAACAGCAACAACAAAAAAUCAAUUGUCUAACCUUCGAAACGAAUCGAAUCGAUUGAUUUUUUUUUAUUUCUUUGGAAAAUAAUGUACAAAAUUUAUGUACCUGAAAUUUGAUG
This is a messenger RNA of Dermatophagoides pteronyssinus (European house dust mite), 1629 nucleotides long. RefSeq lists its product as uncharacterized. The record is from RefSeq and is a predicted model, not a curated record. Gene Ontology annotation, molecular function: UDP-glycosyltransferase activity. Lineage: Eukaryota; Metazoa; Arthropoda; Arachnida; Sarcoptiformes; Pyroglyphidae.